AUGGAGGCAAGUCAUGAUCCAGAGGGUCGGAAAGUCCUUAGAACAACCAUAAAUAACAUCGAAUACCUCUACGAUGGCGAAGACGUUACGUGUUUUGGACACCAGUUCAUGGAGCUAUAUCUUGGCGAUGACAAUCGUAACAGACCUGUUGAGUUCUGGAAGGCUCAACUCGCAUUUCGAGGCUUUUCACCAAGAGGAAACGAUAUCAAGGCUCUCAAGCAACGUCUGGUUAAUUCUAAUGCCAUUCAACCGGAUACCAUAGUCAAACUAGGUAUUCACAAAAUGAUGAGCGCCUAUCACAAGAAGGAUCGUGAAAAUGAGAAGCCAGUGCAUCAAGCUCAGCAGGCUCGACACCUGAAAGAGGGUGAUCAGGCAGAAGAUGAAGAAUGUGAUGAAGACUCUGUGGAAGACAAUGACGAGGGGGAAGAUGACGAUGGAGAAGAUGACGAUGGAGAAGAUGACGAUGGAGAAGAUGACGAUGGAGAAGAUGACGAUGGAGAAGAUGACGAUGGAGAAGAUGACUCCGAGGGAGAUGGUGCCGAGAGAGAUAAAAAUCCUGAAGAGUCCGACGACGAUGCCGAUGAUUCCGAUGAGGAACUCGACGAUGGACCCUGGGAUAUCACCGGACAUUGGAAAUUGGAAUGCAAAACUAUGUCUUCAAACUACGGUCAAUCAGAACCAUACACACUUGACAUCUUCUCUGCACCACGCGCACAGGGUCAGCAAGUCUUCGGCCGAUUUAACCUCGGGGAAUUCAAGGGCAUAAUUAGAUUUUCUCGUGGACGCAACUCUGCCGAUCGAAAUGAAUAUCUUCUUAAUCAGCAAUUCGAUCCAUCGACUGCGGAUAAUACAAGACUCUAUCGAUGGAGAGGCAAAGAUUGUCAGAACAUCAUUCAACUCGGCUCUGAUUCACGUUCUCACACAAUGACAUUCUCGCGUAGCGGUAAAAUAGUCAACGGCGUCUGGGGCACACACGAUGGAGAUCCAGGAACAGUGGAAUUUACUGGUCGAAAGGUCUCGAAGGAAGACAUGUUUUCUGGGAGAGGGGUUUUACAGGAGUGGACGAAUCACAAUGAGCGCGCGUAUGAUGCGGCUAAUAAGGCAAGAUGGAGAUGA
Molecule: messenger RNA, 1116 nt
Organism: Botrytis porri
Lineage: Eukaryota; Fungi; Ascomycota; Leotiomycetes; Helotiales; Sclerotiniaceae
Exons: 1
Coding region: 1-1116 (371 amino acids)
Source: RefSeq, a predicted model, not a curated record